AUGACGUUUUAAAAUCAAAGGGUUUAUUUUUGUGUUAUUAUUAGAAAUGGAUUUUACUUCAUUUUUUGUUUUAAAUGGAAAAGUAGGCGCAGUUCCUUCUUUAUCAGGAUCAUAUCUAGCUUCACUUGUUUAUCCUUCGCGAUUGAUUAUACGUUCUACUGCAUCUCUUUCUAUUAAACGUGUUAUAAAUCUUGAUCCUGAGUUUUUCCAAAGAAUUAUAUUUUUGAAAUGGUGUUAUAUUGAAGGAAGUGACAAAAUUCUUGUUGCUGAUGAUAAAAAUGCAAAAGCAUGGAUUAUAGAAGAUGAGAAAUGGGAACUUAAUAUUUCAGAUGGUUAUGGUAUUAAAAAUAUACAAUGGGGUCAAAAUGGAUCUGAAAUAUUAGUAUGGACGGAUUUUAUGCUGAAACUUACUGUAUGGUCACUUUCGAAAGACAGUGGAUCUACUAUACAUUAUCCUAAAUUUUUUAGUAAAGGAUAUGAUUAUCGUCCUACGUCAACUCAUUUUGUUCUUAUUACUCGGCCUGCAUCCCAUGAUUUUAUUAGUAUUUUUGAUUGCAGUUUUAAUCCGUGGAGACUUUUAAAAAAAUGGUGUUUACCUACUAUGGAUGCUCAAGGUUGUAGCUGGUCCCAAGAUGGAAAAUGGCUAGCCGUUUGGGAAUCGCCUAUGGAAUAUAAAAUACUUUUAUAUACACCUAAUGGUUAUCUUUUACAACAGUAUUCCGCAUAUGAUAUUGGUCUUGGUAUAAAGACUGUUCAAUGGAAUCCUCCUACAGGAAAAUUUAUUGCUGUUGGUUCGUUUGAUGGAAAAGUACGAUUUCUUGACAGUUUUACGUCUAAUUCUGUUAUUGAGAUAACACAUGCAGCUAUUGUAAAAUUUGAUGGUGUUACUGUGUGGAGGGAAAUUAUGUCACCUAUGUUAAUUCCAAAGUAUGAAAUUGUGCCUCAGCCUGUUUCUCUUCCUUUUAUACGACCAAAUACAGAGGAUCCAUCAUCAUUUCUUGGUGUGGGGAUAUUGUCAUUUAAUAAGGAUGGUACUUUAGUUGCAACUCGAAAUGACAAUAUGCCUACAAUAUUAUGGAUAUGGUCUUUGUCUGAUCUUACACCCAUUGCUAUUUUGAUUUAUUGUAAUCCUAUAAAAGCUGUUAAAUGGUGUCCUUUUAAUCCGUUUCUAUUAAGUCUUGUUUGUUCUGGCGAAUCAAAAAUUAAUAAUUGUGUCUAUUUAUGGAAUUAUCAAUGGGAUGAACCUAGAGCAUUUUCGAUACCAAAAUAUGAUUUUAAUGUGAGAUGGCUACGUUGGUUGGAGAAGCCACAAAAUAUAGAUAAUCUAGAACGAACAGGCAUUGUUAUAGGUGACAAAGAAGAAUUUGUUAUUGGAUAUAUUAUAGAUGAUAAUGUUAAAGAUAUUAUUAAUUAAAAAAAUGAGCAUAGAUUCAUAUAAAAGUUAGACGGUAAUGUCGA
Pneumocystis carinii B80 is the source of this 1458-nucleotide messenger RNA. RefSeq lists its product as hypothetical. NCBI's taxonomy places the organism in Eukaryota, Fungi, Ascomycota, Pneumocystomycetes, Pneumocystales, Pneumocystaceae. Bases 47 to 1414 code for a protein of 455 amino acids. The record is from RefSeq and is a predicted model, not a curated record. The transcript has 3 exons. Gene Ontology annotation, molecular function: protein binding. Gene Ontology annotation, biological process: protein localization to mitotic spindle pole body; mitotic sister chromatid segregation; microtubule anchoring at mitotic spindle pole body. Gene Ontology annotation, cellular component: microtubule organizing center; mitotic spindle; MWP complex.